AUGUUCCAGUUACCGCUAGAGAUUUUUCUGAUGAGACGAGGCCUUUACCCACCUCCUCCAGGUGAGAGCGACAUCAUCGGCCUGGAGGUGGCCGGUACCGUGGAUUCUCUGGGUCCAGGAGUAAAAACAAACUGGAAACCAGACGAGCGGGUCAUGGCUUUGCUCAGUGGAGGAGGAUAUGCAGAAUAUGUUGCUGUGCCUGAGGAGCUUCUCAUGCCUGUUCCCUCUAAUCUCACACUCUGCCAGGCUGCAGCCGUCCCAGAGGCCUGGCUCACUGCUUUUCAGCUGCUGGAUUUUAUAGCUCAGGUGAAGGAGGGUGAGGUGGUUCUGGUCCAUGCUGGAGGCAGCGGAGUCGGAACCGCCGCCGUCCAGCUGGUUCGUCUGUUUGGUGCCGUUCCUGUCGUCACCGCAGGAAGCCCAGAAAAACUCAAGAUGGCCGAGAAACUGGGCGCAGCAGCUGGAUUCAACUACAAAGAGGGGAGCUUUGCAAAGGGAGUUCAUGACUUCACGGGAGGUAAAGGAGCCAACGUCAUCCUCGAUUGCAUCGGCGGCUGCAACUGGGAGCAGAACGUGAGCUGUUUGGCGGUGGACGGCCGGUGGGUUCUGUACGGCACCAUGGGAGGCAGAUCGGUGGACGGGGACCUGCUGGGUAAGCUGCUCUCCAAACGAGGCCACUUGCUCAGCAGCCUCCUCCGCUCUCGCAGCCUUCAGUACAAAGCGAACCUGGUGAAGGCUUUUUCACGCAGAGUUUUACCACAUUUCUCAGAUCAGUCUGCCUCCUUGAAGCCAGUGAUUGACAGCACUUUCAGCCUGGAGGACAUUGCAGAAGCUCAUAGACACAUGGAAGCCAACAGGAACAUGGGAAAGAUUGUUGUUAAUGUGAUUCCACAGAAGCAGGAAACUCAGUGAUGAUUUAUGAAUCUAUUAGUCUUGUACAUAUGCAUUAUCCACCAAUAAAAUGGUCCAAAUAUAA
Stegastes partitus (bicolor damselfish) is the source of this 973-nucleotide messenger RNA. It is a transcript of the gene tp53i3, whose product is annotated as tumor protein p53 inducible protein 3. The record is from RefSeq and is a predicted model, not a curated record. Lineage: Eukaryota; Metazoa; Chordata; Actinopteri; Pomacentridae. The coding region runs from base 1 to 909 and encodes 302 amino acids. The transcript has 5 exons. Gene Ontology annotation, molecular function: quinone binding; NADPH binding; quinone reductase (NADPH) activity.